This is a messenger RNA of Actinia tenebrosa (Australian red waratah sea anemone), 737 nucleotides long. RefSeq names its product pfs47 receptor-like. The record is from RefSeq and is a predicted model, not a curated record. NCBI's taxonomy places the organism in Eukaryota, Metazoa, Cnidaria, Anthozoa, Actiniaria, Actiniidae.
AAGCUAGAAGCGCAGUAUUCCGCUAAAACCAAAGCAUCGUUGAACAAAGUUACCGACAUGGGAAGUUUUUGGAUGAAGUUUUCUAUUCUGAUCGCAUUGGUCUUCAUGAUAGACAAUGCAACCGCGGUUUCCAAUUUGAAGUGGGUAAAGGCUUCCUACGGUGAAGUCCCGGCAUAUGCUGUAGCAGGAGGGGAAGACUUUCCAGGAGAGGUUCUGUACGUUGCCAGAAUUCAAUUGUCCACUGGCCUCACUCCUGGAAAAAUGGAUCAAUCCAGCAACAUGGCCCACGCAUCCUGGGGAGGAAAGGAGGAAAAUAGCUACCACUAUGAGAUCCUCACUAACCCAGGAUGGAAAUCACAUUUGGAAUGGAAAAAGAGCAGUGGCUCCAAUCCUCCUGCUAAUGCUGUUGUUGGAGGUUCUGAUAGCCGCCAGCCCGUCUACGUGGUCAGGAUUCUGUACUCAGAUGGCCACAUGAUCCCAGGUAAAGCCUCCUACACCCAAGGAUUGGCACACGUUGGUUAUGGAGGCAAGGAAUAUGUAGCAAGGGAAUGGUGGGUGCUGGUUGAAUACACCAGGUCAGGACGAAAGAGAGGGAUCUCCUCUCGCUUUGAAUACCCUGUUUUACAAAGUGUCAAACCCCUGAAGCGAGCUCCCAUUCGUGAACAGUGACGAGACCAUGGGGGGAAAAAUCAAUGAUUAAUCGGUAUUUAUAUUAGAAUUAAAAAAAAAAAAAAAAA